GCGUUCAACUGCGGCAAGCCGUGUAACUCGCUCGACCACGACACGAACCUCGUGUCAACGGCGACGUGCCCAGCCCACUGCGAAUUCAGCGAUUGGAUUGCAUACUUUUGCGACAAGGUGUCUGGUGUCGCCACGUCGACACGAACGAUCGCUUGUCAGCCUCUCAACGGCGGAAACUCGUGUCCGAAACUCCAUCGCAUCCAACACUACGGUCCACGCGUGUGCGAAACUUGCGACUGGACGACGCAAGAGUGCUCGACAGAGACGUGCACGGCUGUCCGCACCCGCGAGCAGCUCUACCCGAUCCGUGACCAAGGCAAGCCGUGCAGCCCGUACGAGACGUCGCCGUGCAAGUUGGACGCGGUUCUGUCCCCUGGUCCGAGUGGAGCACUUGCGACACCACGGGCCACAAGACCCACACGCGCGAGAUCAAAUCUCCAGCGCGUGUAA
This is a messenger RNA of Aphanomyces invadans, 450 nucleotides long. RefSeq lists its product as hypothetical. The transcript has a single exon. NCBI's taxonomy places the organism in Eukaryota, Oomycota, Saprolegniomycetes, Saprolegniales, Verrucalvaceae. The record is from RefSeq and is a predicted model, not a curated record. The annotation marks the transcript as partial.